GGCAUUCAUACUGUUUUCCGAUAGACUGAGAAGUCAGAUGUACUUCAGGAGGUGGUCCUAACCUCGUCAUUCGAUCUCCCGCGGAUCCGUCAUGGUCAGGGACACUAUCCGGAAGUAGAAUGGACACAUAGAAAGCUUUUUAUACCCGAAUCCUUGUUGCAGGUGAAAGAAUUGGUAGACUAGGACGUGGACGAAUCCCUGCUGCACUUUACAAGAUGUAAACUCGUCUCACGUGGUCAGUUACUAGCUGUUGGUGUUCCUUAGAGGAAAAAGAUCAAUUCAAUUUCGAUAACCACUGUUGAUAGACUCCUUUGAACGGCCGGCCAAAGAAACUGUCUUUGCUAACGACGGUCCUGCCAGAUGAGCACCCACUAUCACGUCUCUUUGAAAUUAGAAAAUUUUUGCUUCUACCGACUAUACAGUAUUCAUAAUGUGAUUUCUUUUCUGGACCUAUAGGGAUAAAGCAACUGCCUGAUUCAUCACAUGAUUAGUCUAUGCUGAAUGGGCGAAUAAAUUGAAUAUUCUACAAAAGACCCUAAAAUUAAGAAAACGAUACCAUCAUCACCGGUAAGAAAAGACAACAUUCAGUUAUCAAUGUGUAACGGUACCAUUUCGUACGAUACUAGACCAGUCAUAAUGCCCCUUCGUGGAGGGGAAGACAGUGCCUUUAAUGAAUUAUUAGAAGGACGAAUGGAUCUAGAUAUCAUACUGCCGGAUGACAGGAAAAUACACAUGAGCGUGGAUAGAAGAACGCCAAUGAUGGAUCUUCUAGUGAAGGUGACAACACCCAAUAAGAUCAAACCAGGAGGUCAUAUAAUUCAAGUGUAUGACGACAGAGGUCGAGACCUACCUUACAAACCUAGCACUCCCAUUGGUUCCAUGGAUGCAUGUACAGUUCACAUUGUACCCAAAAAGCUACGGACUGAAAAUGAGAAGCUAAAAUUUGAGCAAACAUUACGGCUGCAGGUUAGGCUGCCCUACAACCAAAGAUCAGCAUAUCGGUUCAGCCCAAAUAAAACACUGGGUGAGAUCAAACAGGUAGUUUGUAAAGAUAAAAACCUAGACCCAAAAGUACAUCUCCUGGUUCAUCCACAGAAUCAAGACAAAGUCCUAGAUGUGAAGAUGACUUUUGGCGAUUACAACCGUAAAGAAAUUUCACUGCUAUUGAUAAAAUGUAUCGAUCCCAAAUCUUCGCACGUGGAAACUAUCCCUUACCAAUCGCAUGAACUACAAGAAAAGAAAAAACGGGGAGUAGUGAGCUCCGAAAGAGGGGAUGAUCAAGACGGUAUGGAUCUUGCUGGCCACGGAGUCAAGUCUCAUGUGAAGGCCAGGAGCAAAAAACAGCUUGCACCACUACCUCCUUCACUAAAAGAAACUAAAAAUGAAGUACUUUCUUCUCGUAAACCGUUCUCAAAAAUAGAUCGACAUGACAAGGGAAGUGUCUCUUACUCUUACCGUAGCUCCAGCUCCAGUGGGUAUCACGAAUCCUCAGUUUUCAGUCAGUCCUUAGUUGGUAACACGUGUAGCAAGGUUGCACAUUCUUCGACAGAAAAUAUUUCUUUUAAAAAUCGAAACUUCACGUCAAAAAACAAACUGUGCAUAGAUAGGUUUUCCUUAACAAAGGCUAACUCUUCCACACUCUCAGGACGUAAGAAACGAGCCCCUUUGCCUCCUUCCAAACAAACGAUAGAGAAAAGAGCUAUAGAACACGCAGAAGAAGAAAAAAGGGAUGAUCCUAACAAGCCUUCUCUCGUGAAAGUUCUUGAAAGUCACACCACAGAAAAGGAAGGAUCUGCGGAACACGUUAACGCCACAGAAACUGAUGUAUCAACGACUUCGCAGGUUAACGGAUCAUCCGAAACUUCAGAGUAUUAUGUCGAGAAUAUAAAUGCUUCCUUUGCUGGUGAUAAAGAACAGUGUUUCUCUUCUAACUCUCUAAUCCCCUGUAGUGAUACAGACGGGAAAGAAGAGACCAUGAGAUCUUCCACACCAGCUAUUGAAGACGAAAACCUUUAUCCUUCCGAGCUUUAUUCUGAGUUAGAUAAUGACAAAAACAGUCGAUCUCGAAAGAACUCUGGUCAAUAUUCUGUGAUACAUAGUGAUGCAGAUGAACUAAAUCUAGACCCUUUUCGUGAACGAUUAGAACAAAUGCUUCAAAAACACAUCGAUAUCUAUUUAUGAAAAUCUUUCCACGAGCACUUCUUUUUCCUGCUUUUCCAGAACCUUUCCGAUUUAAUCUCUGUUUGUUUAUUUAUUAUGUUGUCUCUUAAUCUUUCGUUCUAUCUGUAGAGGGCAAGUUAAGUCAACAUCAGCUGGGUUUUUAGUGUGUAU
Molecule: messenger RNA, 2331 nt
Organism: Limulus polyphemus (Atlantic horseshoe crab)
Lineage: Eukaryota; Metazoa; Arthropoda; Merostomata; Xiphosura; Limulidae
Product: cordon-bleu protein-like 1
Exons: 7
Coding region: 595-2181 (528 amino acids)
Molecular function (GO): actin monomer binding
Source: RefSeq, a predicted model, not a curated record